This is a messenger RNA of Racocetra persica, 155 nucleotides long. NCBI's taxonomy places the organism in Eukaryota, Fungi, Glomeromycota, Glomeromycetes, Diversisporales, Gigasporaceae. The record is from the annotation of a GenBank genome assembly.
AAAUGAUUAUAUCAUCUUAUGAUGAAUUAGAUGAUCAAUUCAAUGAUAAUGAUAUCAUGAUCAACCAAAAUGUAGUCAUGGAACCCGAAGAAAUCAAUAAUGAAGAACAAGACCAAGUCAAAGCAGAUAUUGCUAACCAAAAUCUCGAUUACUAA